AUGCCGACGUCAAAGGUGGUCGUGGACGCUGCGCCGGGCGUAGCGCUCGAUGCGCCGUACGGGUAUGUGGGUGGGACACAGGACAACCAUGUCGUCCAGGCGCUCGUGUCGUUCUUUUGCGAUGCGGGCCUGCAUGUCGCGACGUACGAUGCGCGCGGCGUCGGCUCGAGCAGCGGAAAGAUGACAUGGACGAUGCGCGCCGAGAGCCGCGACUACCAGGCGGUGGUCGACGCGAUGGCCGCACGUGUCGAGACGCACGGCACGCCGGAACUGUAUCUUUGUGGAUACAGCGCGGGUGCGAUCCAAGCGUCGACGGCCGAAGCGCCGCAAGGCUGGGAAACGGCCGAGGUACGCUACGUCCUGCUCGCCUACCCCCUCGGUGUACGCUGGGCCCUGACGUGCCUCAGCGGCACCUACUUCCAGAAUGCUGUCGAGCGCGUAGUCAAGCGUGCGGCGACCGAACCCAACGUCGCUGCGUUGGUGCUCACGACGACCGCCGACCAGUUUACCAGUGCCGCGUCAUACUCCACAUGGACCACCUCCCUCGCAUCUACGCACGAGUCCAAAGGCCUGCGCCUCGUCUCGCUUCCGCAGGACCACUUUUUUGCGUCGCACGCGGCGCUCGGCUCGCUCGCCGACGCGCUCCGCGCAUGGUGCACUGACCUCCACAUCGGCGAAUCCGGCGUCGGCCGAUAG
Molecule: messenger RNA, 696 nt
Organism: Malassezia japonica
Lineage: Eukaryota; Fungi; Basidiomycota; Malasseziomycetes; Malasseziales; Malasseziaceae
Exons: 5
Coding region: 1-696 (231 amino acids)
Source: RefSeq, a predicted model, not a curated record